Cercopithifilaria johnstoni is the source of this 1602-nucleotide messenger RNA. NCBI's taxonomy places the organism in Eukaryota, Metazoa, Nematoda, Chromadorea, Rhabditida, Onchocercidae. The record is from the annotation of a GenBank genome assembly.
AUGUUUUUCGGGAUACCAGGUCUGGAUAAGUUCAUCUCAAGUGUUGCCAUUUCACAACUUGAUGACUUGCCUGAUCGCUGCAAUUAUUUUUAUACAGUAUUGGUAUUAUUAUUUUUCUCACUGCUUAUCGGCACUAAGCAGCAUUUCGGUGCGCCAAUUCGUUGUCUUGUCGAUCGGCAAUACUCAGGCUCCUGGAUUGGUUAUGUACAUGAUUAUUGCUUCAUAUCAGAACGUUAUUCGUUAACUCCACCUGAAUAUGAAGCAGAGGAACUUGCUCUAUUCGACCCAACUCACGAGAAAAAGUAUGAAAAUUAUUACCAGUGGGUGCCAUUUCUUUUGGCUGCUCAAGCACUAGCCUUUUAUGUGCCGCAUUUUUUGUGGAGAUGGUUUCAAAAAUUAAGCAAUUUGGAUAUGGCUAUCGCAGUAGAUGAAUCAAUUCGAAUAUACAAUAUGUUCGCAGGUGAACGCAGUAAAGCUGUGAAAGAUCUGGUGCGAUAUCUUGAACAGUGUGUCGUUUAUCCAAUUCGGCGUUCCGUUUUUAUGAGCUUCACACGUAUUGCUCUUGUUGGAUGGUACUCAUCGCUCGUUUACAUGCUUGAAAAAUUGUUAAAUAUUGCAAACACAAUCUUGCAACUUUAUGUCGUCAAUACAUUUGUAGGCGAUGGGACAUUAUUUUGGGGAUAUCAGUUACUCAAAGAUCUUUGGACGGGUCAGGACUGGACGACCACUGGAUAUUUUCCGCGAGUAGUACAUUGUGACUAUAUGAAGCAUGAACUUGCUAACGUGCAACGCAAAACAGUUCAGUGUGCGCUUGCAAUAAAUAUACUUAACGAAAAGGUAUUUGCAUUAAUGUCUGCAUGGCUGUUGCUAUUGCUUGCGAUCAAUGUUGUCAGCGCAGUUUAUACAGUCACCGUAUUAUUCAUGCCAACAUUUCGCGAACGUUCUAUAUUAAAUUAUCUCCAGGCUUUCGUUUACAUAGAAGAAUCGCUCGAUGAUAACCUCUCUGAUAAUGAUGAUGACUUUUUCGAGAACGAAUUAUCUGGGGACAAUCUCUCGAACAUUACAGGCGUUUCAUUUCAUUCCAGAAUUAGGCGUCGUUUAUGUGCAACAACUGAAUGCGGCGAACACAUCAAUACAAAGAAUAAAAAGACUCAGAAAUCUGAAGAACAGAAGCAAGCGAUAUAUUAUCGACGAUUGGCAUUACUAGCACAUGAAGACAAAGACCUUCUACAUAACUUCAUUUGCGAAGCAGUACAUCCAGAUAGCAUUCUUCUGUUAUGUUUCAUACAUUCUCAUGCCGGUGGGAUGGUUACAUCUGAUAUUGUAUUCGCACUUUGGGCUGAUUAUUUGAAAGCAAAGGAGUCAAGAAGGCGUAAAUACCAAUCGAGAGUUAUGCAUGCCAGCGCACCUGAUGCACCACUCUGGGAAAAAAACACAACGGUACUGAAUGGUAACAAAUAUUUUAAUAUGUGUUCCCCAAAAAUAGAUUCAGCAAUUAUAGAUGCUGGUUCGUUUUUGGAACCAAACGAGGAAUAUGCACAGGUGAUUGAUUCUGUGGAUUUAUGUCCAUCUGCAGUGUAUGCUCGUAAAAUUGAUAAUUAA